GCGAUCUUCCGUCCACUUCCCGACGACAGCAGGAGGCAUGGCACCGACAUCGACUCCAGAACGCGCCGUGCCUCUCGGCCUCAUCCAGACGUUCGUGGACGAGUUCCACGCAGACCCUCGCUUCGUGAUCGCGCAAAACGGCCUCACGUCGACGCACUGGCGCCACAUUGUGUGCAAUCGACGCGAGAUUGCACGGCAAACGCAUGCCUUUUCCAAGAAGCUCCCCGACAUGGACGCGUGCAACCAGAACGAAACGGGCCGGUGUUGGUUGUUUGCAACGGCUACGUUGAUGCGCCGCGCGCUCCAGGCCAAGUACAACCUCGACAAGGACUUCGAGAUCUCGCAAAACUUUUUCUUCUUCUGGGACAAAUUUGAAAAGUGCAACUACUUUCUCGAAAACAUCCUGGCGACGGCGUCCGAGUCGGUAGACUCGCGCGUCGUUGCGCAUUUCCUCGCAGAGCCCACGACGGACGGUGGGCAAUGGGACAUGGCCGUCAACGUCGUCAACAAGUACGGCGCGUGCCCCAAGAACGUGUACGGCGAGUCAUUCCAAACACUGGAUACCGACCGGCUCAACUUUCUACUGGGGGCCAAGUUGCGCGACUUUGCCAAAGCGCUGCGCGAAAUGCACGCGGCCGGCGCUACGGCCGACGCCAUGCAAGCCGCCAAGCGGCCCAUGCUUCAACUGUGCCAUCGCAUUCUCGCCAUUCAUUUGGGCACGCCGCCGACCGAAUUCGACUUUGAAGUCCAUGCCAAGGACGAAAGCCACAUUCGCGUCGCGCGCAUGACCCCCCGGACGUUUCUCUCGACCGUCGUCCCCAUCGACGUCAACGACUACGUGUCGAUCGUGCAUGACCCACGCCACGCAUUCGAUACGAUUCUCACGGUCGACCGCCUCGGCAAUGUUGUCGAAGGCAACCCGAUUCGAUACCUCAACGUGCCGUCGGACGACCUGUGGAAGUGCGCCAAGGCCCAACUCGACGCCAACGUCCCCGUCUGGUUUGGAUGUGAUUGCGACGCCGACUCGGAGCUCGAUGCGCAUGGAAUUUACUCGACUACCUUGUACGACCUCGACGCGGUCUUUGGUACGACGCUAGCGCUCGACAAGCGCGAACGCAUGCGGUAUCAUAAUGGAGCGAUGACACACGCGAUGGUGUUUGUGGGGUACAAUUGUGUCGGCAGCGACGCUCGGCCAGUCGCGUGGAAAGUCGAAAACAGUUGGGGGCCGAAGCGCGGCGCCAAGGGCUUCGACGUGAUGACGGCGGACUGGUUUGACCAGCACAUGUACCAAGUCGUGGUGCGCAAGCAAUUCCUCAAGCCAAGGCACGUCGCGAUUUGGGAAAACGGAGUGCCCCUCGUCCUGCCAGUAUGGGACCCCAUGGGCAAUUGCUUGCAGUAGGAACCAGAGCGUUCUCUCCAACACGCACGUCGAUGUCGAACACAGACGUGAUGGGCACAGAUAAAACAACGUGAGGUUGGCCCAACACACA
This is a messenger RNA of Aphanomyces invadans, 1490 nucleotides long. RefSeq lists its product as hypothetical. Lineage: Eukaryota; Oomycota; Saprolegniomycetes; Saprolegniales; Verrucalvaceae. The coding region runs from base 38 to 1399 and encodes 453 amino acids. Gene Ontology annotation, cellular component: cytoplasm. Gene Ontology annotation, biological process: L-homocysteine catabolic process; proteolysis; response to toxic substance. Gene Ontology annotation, molecular function: cysteine-type aminopeptidase activity. The record is from RefSeq and is a predicted model, not a curated record. The transcript has 6 exons.